Cryphonectria parasitica EP155 is the source of this 990-nucleotide messenger RNA. Its product is annotated as mitochondrial thiamine pyrophosphate carrier 1. Gene Ontology annotation, biological process: transmembrane transport. Gene Ontology annotation, molecular function: transmembrane transporter activity. Bases 1 to 990 code for a protein of 329 amino acids. Lineage: Eukaryota; Fungi; Ascomycota; Sordariomycetes; Diaporthales; Cryphonectriaceae. The record is from RefSeq and is a predicted model, not a curated record. The transcript has 3 exons.
AUGUCUCCCAAAGGAGAGCAGCUCAAAGAUGAGGGUUCUCGGCUUCAGGUUGUCGUGGCUGGAGCAACGGCCGGCAUGAUCUCGCGUUUCAUCAUUGCCCCCCUCGAUGUCGUCAAGAUUCGCCUCCAACUGCAAUCCCACUCCCUCUCGGACCCGCUCUCCCACCCCUACGCUCGCGGCGGGCCCAUCUACAAAGGCACCAUCCCAACCAUAAAGACCAUCCUCGCGACAGAGGGCCUCACUGGCCUGUGGAAGGGCAAUGUCCCCGCCGAGCUGAUGUACAUCUCCUACUCGGCGAUCCAGUUCACCACCUACCGCUCGACGACCCAGCUCCUUCAGCACCUCCAGGAGCAGCACGGCGUCAAGAUUCCCGGCGCCGCAGAGACGUUCAUCGCCGGUGCGUCGGCUGGCGCGGUCGGCACUGCCGCCACGUACCCGCUCGACCUCCUCCGGACGCGCUUCGCGGCGCAGGGCAAUGAUGACAGGGUCUACACCUCGCUGCGGCGCGCCAUCGCGACGAUACGGCGCGACGAGGGCGCGAGGGGCUUCUUUCGGGGUCUCAGCCCUGCGCUGAGCCAAAUAGUGCCCUUCAUGGGGGCCUUCUUCUCCGUGUACGAGGCAUUGCGCACCCCUCUGUCACAGCUCAGCCUGCCUUUUGCCGGCGGCGAGGCGGUGGCGGGGACCCUGGCCAGCAUCAUUGCAAAAACAGGCGUGUUCCCGCUGGAUACGGUGCGCAAGAGAAUCCAAGUGCAAGGACCGACGAGGAGCAGAUACGUGCACAAAAACAUACCCGACUAUAGCCGAUUAGGGACUGUCGGGACCAUACGAACGAUACUGAGGACAGAGGGCAUGAGAGGUCUGUACAGAGGCCUGACGGUCAGUCUCUUCAAGGCGGCGCCGGCGAGUGCCAUCACCGUCUGGACUUAUGAGCGGGUGCUCAAGGCGCUGAUUAGCCUGGAGGGGACAAACAACGACAAAAAGGUCUUGUGA